This is a messenger RNA of Insectozyma verbasci, 1383 nucleotides long. NCBI's taxonomy places the organism in Eukaryota, Fungi, Ascomycota, Pichiomycetes, Serinales, Debaryomycetaceae. The record is from the annotation of a GenBank genome assembly.
AUGUAUACUCAAUUACCAUUCGAUGAUUUACAAGUAGAUCCAACUCAGAAGAAAAGGAUUGCAUAUUUUUAUGAUGCUGAUAUUGGAAAUUAUGCUUAUGGUGCAGGACAUCCAAUGAAACCACAUCGUAUAAGAAUGGCUCAUUCAUUAAUUAUGAAUUAUGGUUUAUAUAAAAAAAUGGAAAUUUAUAGAGCAAAACCUGCAACCAAACAAGAAAUGUGUCAAUUUCAUACUGAUGAAUAUAUUGAUUUUAUAAGUCGAGUUAGUCCUGAUAAUUUAGAUUUAUUUGCAAAAGAACAAUUAAAAUUUAAUGUUGGUGAUGAUUGUCCAGUAUUUGAUGGUUUAUUUGAAUAUUGUGGUAUUUCGGGUGGUGGAUCAAUGGAAGGUGCUGCUAGAUUAAAUAGAGGUAAAUGUGAUAUUGCUAUAAAUUAUGCUGGUGGUUUACAUCAUGCUAAAAAAUCAGAAGCAAGUGGAUUUUGUUAUUUAAAUGAUAUUGUUUUAGGUAUAAUUGAAUUAUUAAGAUAUCAUCCAAGAGUUUUGUAUAUUGAUAUUGAUGUUCAUCAUGGAGAUGGAGUUGAAGAAGCUUUUUAUACAACUGAUAGAGUUAUGACAUGUUCAUUUCAUAAAUAUGGUGAAUUUUUCCCUGGAACUGGAGAAUUAAGAGAUAUUGGAGUUGGUAAAGGGAAAUAUCAUUCUGUUAAUGUUCCAUUAAGAGAUGGUAUUGAUGAUUCUACAUAUAAAUCAAUUUUUGAACCAUUAAUAACUAAAAUUAUUGAAUGGUAUCAACCUUCAGCAAUUGUUUUACAAUGUGGAGGUGACUCACUAAGUGGUGAUAGAUUAGGUUGUUUUAAUUUAUCAAUGGAAGGUCAUGCAAAUUGUAUAAAUUUUGUUAAAAAUUUUAAUAUUCCAUUAAUGGUCUUAGGUGGUGGUGGUUAUACAAUGAGAAAUGUUGCAAGAACAUGGGCAUUUGAAUCAGGAUUAUUAAAUAAUGUUAAAUUACCAACAGAAUUACCAUAUAACGAAUAUUAUGAAUAUUAUGCACCAGAUUAUAAAUUAGAUGUUAGAUCUUCAAAUAUGUAUAAUCAAAAUUCACCAAUAUUUUUAGAUAAGAUUUUAACAAGUAUUAUAACAAAUUUAGAAAAUACAAAACAUGCUCCAAGUGUUCAAAUGAAUGAAGUUCCAAGAGAUGCGGAAGAUUUAGGAGAUGUUGAAGAAGAUACACAAAUGGCAUUAGAUACAAAAGGAGGAUCAGAAUUUGCAAGAGAUUCACAAAUUGAACCUGAUAAUGAGUAUUAUAAUGAUUUAGAUAAGAAAGAAAAGAAUAUACUUACAAAAGAUGAAGAAAUGGAAAUUGAUCAAUUAAACAAUGCGCAAGAAAAAUAG